GUCAGCCGUUUCCCGGUAUCGUCGGCACGCAGCUGGUGUCGUGUGUCUGGUCAGUAGCGGAGCGGACGAUGCAGGAUUCGGCUGUUCUUUAAUAAUCCGGCAGAUUUGGAUCCAGCCUGAUUGUAAACUGUUUGUAUUGGAAUAUUUGCUUAUCAGUAUAUUCAAAAGCCUCAACACCCUGUGACUGACUGGUUUGCUGAAGACUUUCACCACACAAAACUAUUAUACACCGCCUGCAAUUUUAACAAGGUGCAAUAUGUUUUAACAAGGUGCAAGUGGAUUCUAUUUCUGACCACACAUUUCUUUUCUUAAUCCUUAUAUCUAUUUUGAUCUAUAACAAAAAUGGUCCCCAACGGAUUUUUGAGUUUUGAGGAUGAACAGUUUAUAGAGUCUUCGGUAGCCAAAUUAAAUGCCUUACGGAAAAGUGGGCAGUUUUGCGAUGUCAAACUUCAGGUUUGUGGCCAUGAAAUGCUGGCACACAGAGCUGUUCUUGCCUGCUGUAGCCCCUUUUUGUUUGAAAUAUUCAACAAUGACAACGAAGCUCAUGGCAUUUCCCAUGUGAAAUUCGAUGAUUUGAACCCGGAGGCAGUGGAAGUUUUAUUGAAUUAUGCAUACACCUCUCAGCUUAAAGCUGAGACCGAAUUAGUAAAAGAUGUUUAUUCUGCUGCAAAAAAGCUAAAGAUUGAUCGUGUAAAGCAGGUGUGUGGUGAUUAUUUAAUGUCCAAGAUGGAUGCUGAGAGCUGUAUCUCCUAUCGGAACUUUGUCAACUCAAUGGGUGACUGGCGUCUCUUAAGUAAAAUUGACACGUACAUUCAGCAGCACCUCUUGGAAAUAUCUGAUCAAGAGGAUUUUCUUAAACUUCCACGACUCAAGCUGGAGAUAAUGUUUGAAGAUAAUGUCUCCCUCCCCAGCAACAGUAAAUUGUACGCAAAGGUAAUCACCUGGGUUCAGCGCAGCAUAUGGGAAAAUGGAGAAAGCUUGGAAUCCCUGAUUGACGAGGUACAGACGUUAUACUAUUCUGCUGACCACAAGCUCCUUGAUGGGAAUCUUUUAGACGGGCAAGGUGAAACGUUUGGCAUCAAUGACGACAGUAUUCAGCUGGUUCAGAAAAAAUCACCACGUGAAAAUGAUCAUAGACACUUGAGCAGCAGCUCCUCAGGACCUCUUUCUCCUCCAAGUGCCAUGUCAUUGGGCCCAAAGCAUGAGUGGAAAAUCAUCGCUUCGGAGAAGAAAUCAACUAAAACUUACCUGUGCCUUGCAGUCCUGAAUAGCACAUUGUGUGUUAUUUUCUUGCAUGUACGCAAUACUCCUUUAAACUCUCCAUUAAACACACCACGCUUGAAAAAGAGCCUGAGUAUGGAGAUAGAGCCGGACGAUACUUUGGAGAAAGUGAUGUCUCCAAUGCAUUAUGCCCGCUCUGGUUUAGGAACCGCAGAGUUAAAUCGCAAGCUAAUAGCAGCAGGUGGUUAUAACAGAGAAGAGUGUUUACGCACAGUUGAAUGUUAUGAUCCAGAAACAGAUACCUGGACGUUUUUAUCACCCAUGAAAAUACCAAGAGCAAGAUUCCAGAUGGCUGUUGUGAUGGGUCAAUUGUAUGUUGUUGGAGGAUCAAAUGGGCAGUCAGAUGAUCUCAGCUGUGGAGAAAAAUUUGAUUUUAAAGCGAACAUGUGGACUCCUGUUCCUGAACUCAGAACGAACAGAUGUAAUGCAGGCGUAUGCGCAUUAAAUGGCAAGUUGUAUAUUAUUGGAGGUUCUGAUCCCUACGGUCAAAAAGGUCUUAAAAACAGUGAUGUAUUUGAACCAGUAACAAGGACGUGGACAAGUUGUGCCCAGCUAAAUAUUCGGCGACACCAGUCAGCAGUUUGUGAACUUGCCAAUUACAUGUAUAUCAUUGGAGGAGCGGAAUCCUGGAAUUGCCUCAAUUCCGUGGAGCGGUAUAAUCCUGAAAAUGACACCUGGACCUUGGUAGCACCUAUGAAUGUCGCCCGACGUGGAGCAGGAGUUGCAAUUUAUGAUGGAAAGCUGUUUGUAGUAGGUGGAUUUGAUGGUUCUCGAGCUCUAAACUGCGUUGAAACAUACGAUCCAGCCAAAAACGAAUGGAAAAUGAUCGGAAGCAUGACAUCGUCAAGGAGUAAUGCUGGUGUUGUGACAGUGGGAGACAGCAUAUUUGCCGUUGGUGGUUUUGAUGGAAAUGAAUUCUUAAAUACAAUUGAGGUCUUCAAUCCCGUGUCAAAUGAGUGGAGCCCAUUUACUAAAACUUGCACAUUGUAGCUAAAGCCUUUUGUUUUGUCUUUUUAUUUUUGUCCCAUCCCCUUUAAUGAAUUCUUGGCGUGUAUAAUCAGCUUGUGCUGAAAUUACUGUUUGCUGCACCAGCAACGCAGAUCUUUUUGCAUACUGUAUAUUUUUGAGACGUUGUAAAUAAUUUUUCUUGUUUCAGUAACUUUGUAGCAAAGUCCUUGAGGUAUUCUAUUAAAUAUUGCAAUCUUCACCAAAUACCACUCAGUAAUGUAGAUGAUUCAGAUUGAUCAUGUUUGUCUUCAAUUGAUCAAUUCCAAAACAUUUAAACUUAUUUUUUACCUGUAUGCAAGUGGUAUUUGUGAGUCCUUUUUCUGGUAAAUAAAAUGUUUUCAGAGCCUUAUUGGUGUUAAAAUACAGUCAUAUUUUUUUUUAUUAUUAUUAUUUAAAAACAAAAAGUGCAUAUAUGCCAAAACCAUGAAAACUUUCAGAUUGCCUUUUUAGUACAGUUUUUUUACAAAACCCUUAUAUUGGCAAACACCUUAUUGGCAUUUAAUAAGAUAUGCUGUAUGUCUCCUGAAGACCUUCAUCAAAAUGUAUAAUCCUUUUUCAUCUCAUGAUCCAAAUGAACUGUAUUCAUUAUGUUUGAUUAAUGGAAGUCAAACAACUAUAAGUUUUUAUUAACAUCUUUACGCUUAUUUUAAAAAGCAGUGAAAUUUGUGUCAGGUCUUUUACGUACAUGUCUGUUAAUGUAACACCCCAAGUGGUCAUGAACAGCAGUUAAUUAUUUAGUAAUUUAGAUCGUAGGACUGCAAAUUCACAUUUUGAGUGACUUAUUUUGUCUUGAGAAGCCAGGCAUUUUCUUUGUGCGCUGUAAGUUGAUACCAGAAACAAAUGUUUUAACAUUUUAAACCAUCAAUAAAUAGUUGGAUUUUUUUUAUCGCUAUUCUUAAAUAAAAUUUGUAAGCACAAUUCCUAAAUAAAAUUGGCUGAUCACAAA
Pelobates fuscus (common spadefoot toad) is the source of this 3235-nucleotide messenger RNA. It is a transcript of the gene IVNS1ABP, whose product is annotated as influenza virus NS1A binding protein. NCBI's taxonomy places the organism in Eukaryota, Metazoa, Chordata, Amphibia, Anura, Pelobatidae. Bases 343 to 2271 code for a protein of 642 amino acids. Gene Ontology annotation, molecular function: protein binding. The record is from RefSeq and is a predicted model, not a curated record. The transcript is spliced from 15 exons.